Ictalurus furcatus (blue catfish) is the source of this 2543-nucleotide messenger RNA. RefSeq lists its product as uncharacterized. NCBI's taxonomy places the organism in Eukaryota, Metazoa, Chordata, Actinopteri, Siluriformes, Ictaluridae. The record is from RefSeq and is a predicted model, not a curated record. The transcript has 2 exons. Bases 275 to 1819 code for a protein of 514 amino acids.
AAUAAUAAAUGUAAAGCACUUAUUGCACUAGGUGAGCAUGCUAUAGGUAUAUAAAGUGACCAUGGCAGGGUACAGAGCUCCCAAUAAUGUGUCAAAUGCAAAUACUAGGGUAGAAAAACAGGUAAAGGCACAUUGGCUCAUGUGUCGAGGAGUACACCUUCACUCAUGCGUCAGAAAGAAGGCUGCUGCCUCAGCUUGAGCAGUCCUCUACGGGUGAGUCAGUCUUCACAGUUGGAUGGAAUCAUUGGAUCAUAGUGUGAUUUCCUGAACCACUAUGGCACCAUCUUGGAAGAGUAAGAUUUUAAAAACUGCUUUUUUAUAUAUCAAAGAUCACAAGAGUGCAGUAAGGGAAGGAGCUAUUUACUUUGUGCUGGGAGCGGUUGGAGGAUGUGCAUUAGGAGCCACAGUGACUCCAGUACACCAGACCAUGACUGAGAUUAUCUCAGGGUCACUAUUGAAACCAGUCAUGGAUGGAGUGAGGACUGUGGGGCCACUGGGUUUGGGGACUUUACUGGGGGCAACUGCAAUAUCCACAACAAUGGCCUCAGCUGCAGCAGGAGUGGCUGUGGCUGCUUUAGUUACUUUGCUGCUCAUAACACAAAAGAAAAACAAGUUGACGAGUGGAUUUGUGUGGAUUACAACCGGGGUAGCUGCAGCCCUUGCCACAACAUCCUGUGGAGCAGCACUUGGGUUUAUUAUAGAGAAACACAUCAUGAGUUCUGGGGUUGUUGCACUACUCUGGGCUCUAGGGAUAUUCACUUUGCUGAAAGCAUUCAUUCAUACUGUUGUACAGCUGGCAUUCAGAGAACGGCAAUGCUGUAGCAUAUUUGCCACUCAGACUGAGCAGCAAUGCUCCGAGAGACUGGACAUUUUGGAGGCUGAGCAGAGAGAGAAAGUCACUGUAGAGAUUGAACAGAUGAUGAUAGCUUUUGAGACAGAAAAAAGUGUUAAUGGAGAGAAUGCGCAGGAUUUCAGAGCUGCCUGGGAGGCCCAGCAACAGAACAGAGAUGAAAAGGAGAAACAGCGAAGGAAAGCAAGAGAGAUGACAUUGGAGAAAAGGAGCAUUCAGGAGCGUCUGACCAAUGUUGUAGUAAAAUAUUUGGAGUUACUGACUUUCUCCAGCGUGCCAAUGACAGUGACUGCCACUGUAACUGCUGGCUUUGGAAUCUUUGGAUUCGGUGACUACAGAUUUGUUUUUGUUGUCCUAUUAGCCCUAGUCCUCUGCAUGGCCUUCAUGUUAAUGAGGUUGAUGCAUUUGAAAUUCUGGAUGUUCACAGCUUGUGUAGGAAUGUUUGCCACAUUCGCCAUUGCUGUUCUCACAGUGCAUGCAGGACAGGAAGUACUGGAGAUGUCUGUAAGAAUGCGGAAGGCUGGACAGUUGCUAAGUAAGGAGAACAUUGCUGCCAGGAUGGACCACAAAUCUUCAUUAGAAGCCAUAGCAUCAGGGUUUUUUGCAUCCAAAAUGUUCCAGAUUGCUUUAGGUGCCAUGGUUGGAGGUCUAUUGGAUCAGAAAGUGUUGGAUAAAGUUAUAGUGGGGGCAUCUGUUACAACAAUAGCACUUCUCUCUAUAGUUGAAGCCUCGUCAAUAGCUCUUGGGAUUGGUGGUGUGACAGGGGCAUUGCUGGGGGCACUAGGGGCAGCUGGGGUGUCUAUGGGGGCAGCUGCAGCUUUAGCACUUCAGUGCUCCUCAUGGGUAGGAACCAUAAGCACCACAGCUGGGAUGCUAUCUGGAGCUUUAGCCAUUGGAAACUGGGAAAUCACUAACAUUGGACUGCAGAUGCUUGUGGCCUACAUGUUUGCUAUUAUAAAUCCUUACUGAAUGAUUUCUGUUGUUAGGACUGAGGAUUUUAACCAUAGCCUAAUGAAUGGCAUUUAAAAAUAUACAUAAUUCAACUGCUGCUCAGCACGAUGCUGUUCCAGUGCAAUUCUGAAUUGAUGCAAAACAUAAAAAAAAUCCCCCCAGUAGCGUAAUUUCAAAUUCAGCCACCAAAAGACCAGCUUUCAGUAAUCUGUGUUCAAAGAUGUAGUUUUUACCACUUUACUGUUUCACGUGUGUGCUAAACAGAGACACAAUGUUUAACCAGCAGAAUCAUUUUAUUAAAUACAUCUAUAAACAAUUUUAAUUGUAUGGACUAAAUAUUUUUUAAAUACCUUUUUUAUUGUCAGUUGACAUGAGUUGUCACACAGGGAGACCCAGAAGAAGUUAGAGACAAUGAGGAGAAGGAGAGAAUAUGAACCAAGGGUCACGUUGUGUGCCAUUAGUUGGACAUAUAGAGGUAUAGAUACUCAACAACUGACAACAAAACAAUUUUCUGUUAUUUUUCCUUUUUUUAAGUUCUUAAUUGCAGCAUGUUUCUGUAUCUUUUAACUGUACAACCCAUUUAUAUACAGAUGUGUCCAACACCUUUUGUUGGACACGUAUAAAUACAUCAAACAAGAUGUUUUUGAACUUAUUUUUAAUUAUCCCAGAAUUCAUACAAUCCUCUGUUACUACAGUAACCCAUUAUGUGCUAGUUAGAUAAAUUACUAGCCUCAGCCAUUAA